This is a messenger RNA of Cydia strobilella, 726 nucleotides long. RefSeq lists its product as uncharacterized. NCBI's taxonomy places the organism in Eukaryota, Metazoa, Arthropoda, Insecta, Lepidoptera, Tortricidae. The coding region runs from base 1 to 726 and encodes 241 amino acids. The record is from RefSeq and is a predicted model, not a curated record. The transcript has a single exon.
AUGUCAGACCUGAAAAGCCAACUAACCUCUGCGCUAGACUCCCUGACCAAGUGCCAGACCCGUAUGGACGAGAUAAACGGCAAGCUCACAGACACGGAACGUCGCCUGCAGGCUUUGGAAGACCAGCAAUCCCAAAAUGUGCGCAUUAAAGCUACGUUACAGGACCUUGAAAACAAAUACAACAUUCAAGCACAACUAGCUUUAAGAAACGACGUAGAAAUCAUAGGAUGCCCAGAAACUAAAAAUGAAAAUUUACAUCAUACUAUGAUGACCAUAGCCACGAAGAUUGGUGCCAGCGUAUCAGACAUCGACAUCGACUACGUUUCAAGAGGGGGCCCCAAGAGGAAACAGUCUAGCAACGAGUCCAAUCAAUUACCACGACCAGUGAUUGUGCGCUUUGCCCGCAGAAAGGUUCGGGAUGACUUUAUAGCCAAAUCAAAAAUCCGGCGAAAUUUGGAUACUACGGAUAUUAUCACGGAAGGUACUCCACAGAAGUUAUACAUUAACGAACGACUAACUCGCGAAAACCGUCAGUUAUUUCGAAUCGCCAGAGAGCGGGCGGGCCAGGCAAAUUUUAAAUACUGUUGGACACGAGGCGGGUUUAUCUACGCACGAAAGAGAGACGGCGCGGACGCCAUCAACAUUAUCAACUACGACUGCAUUGACCGCGUUUUUGGACCUGCACAACAGCCUGAACCUGCCUCUGAGGGCUUCCCUGCUAUGUAA